GCCUACGUGGGCACCAGCCCCCGCGCCCGCCCGCCAGCCCGCCCAGCGGUCGGGUCCCGGCGCCCGCGCAGAAUCAGCUGUCUGAGCUGCCCAGGCGGCGGGGGAGCAGCGAGCGGGCUUCAGCGAGCCGCAGGAGGCACAGGCCUGUCCUGGGUCCCCGCAGGUCUGCGCGUCUGUUGUUCCCAGCGCUCUGAGAGGCCUGAAAAGGAGGAGCAACCUGUCCAGAAUCCCCGCAGGAAAGGAAAAGGAGGGGAAAUCUCGACAUGGAAAAACUCUUCAAUGAAAAUGAAGGAAUGCCUUCGAAUCAAGGAAAGAUAGACAAUGAAGAACAGCCACCGGACGAGGGAAAGCCAGAAGUAGCUUGUAUUCUGGAAGACAAGCAGUUAGAAAACGAGGGAAAUACAGAAAACAAGGGCAAGAGAGAUGAGGAACCGUUAAAGGAUAAAGAAAAGCCAGAGAGUGCGGGAAAGGCAAAAGGAGAAGGAAAGUCAGAGAGGAAGGGAAAGUCAGAGAUGGAGGGAGGAUCAAAGAGAGAGGGAAAGCCAGAGAGAGGGGGAAGGGCAGAGGGUGAAGGAGAGCCAGACAGUGAAAGAGAGCCAGAGAGUGAGGGAGAGCCAGAAAGUGAAACAAGGGCUGCAGGAAAGCGCCCAGCUGAGGAUGAUAUACCCAGGAAAGCCAAAAGAAAAACCAACAAGGGGCUGGCUCAGUACCUCAAGCAAUAUAAGGAAGCCAUACACGAUAUGAAUUUCAGCAAUGAGGACAUGAUAAGAGAAUUUGACAACAUGGCUAGGGUGGAGGAUAAAAGGAGAAAAAGCAAACAGAAAUUGGGGGCGUUUUUGUGGAUGCAAAGAAAUUUACAGGACCCCUUCUAUCCUAGGGGUCCAAGGGAAUUCAGGGGUGGCUGCAGGGCCCCACGAAGGGACACUGAAGACAUUCCUUAUGUGUAGUGUCCCUGGCAGGCAUUUGUCAGGCCAUAUGUUUUAACCUUAUGGUAAUACUUUGCUUUAGUCGUUCCUCCUGCUACCAGGAGCGUUUUGACACACCUGCCAGUGUUUGCUUGCUCUAUGUUUCAGUAGCAGAUUUUCACACAUGUGCAUUGCAGAGACGUCAUGAUUCGUGGAAAAAUAAAGCAGCUUAUAAUAUCA
Molecule: messenger RNA, 1145 nt
Organism: Gorilla gorilla gorilla (western lowland gorilla)
Lineage: Eukaryota; Metazoa; Chordata; Mammalia; Primates; Hominidae
Gene: TCEAL2
Product: transcription elongation factor A like 2
Exons: 3
Coding region: 264-947 (227 amino acids)
Source: RefSeq, a predicted model, not a curated record